CGCCAGCAAAGAUUUUCUCGAGAAGCAGUCCGAUUUCACCCGCCUAACAUUGAAACGAUGCCUUCUCGAGAGGCCACCCAUGCAGGCUCUUGGUACUCCGACAAUGCCGCGACGUUGACGCGUCAACUGGACGAAUGGAUGAACCGAGUCCCGAACGAGAUUGAAGGGAUAGGGAGUCUACCGGUAGCUGGUGCCAGGAUCAUCAUCGCUCCACAUGCCGGAUACGCCUACUCUGGCCCCUGUGCAGCUUUCGCGUACAAAUCCCUCGAUCUAUCCAAGGCGAAACGCAUCUUCCUCCUUGGACCCUCUCAUCACCACCCGUUCUCCAAGAUUGCGUUGCCGGAACUGUCAUCCUACUCGACCCCGCUCUCGCAAGAACCACUUCCUCUUGAUAGAGAAAUAAUCGAUGAACUGUCGACCCGGACGGAAAAUGGCACCGUUCGCUUUACCACCAUGAACCAAGCCAUCGACGAAGCCGAGCACAGCCUGGAGCUCCAUCUUCCGUACAUCCACUACUUGCUCCAAGGGCUGUACCCAGGCGAGCCAGCAGCGUCCUACCCCAAGCUCGUGCCCAUGAUGGUAGGCAGCACAUCCGCCCCCACCGAACAAGCCUUCGGCCGCAUCCUAGCCCCGUACCUAGCAAACCCGGAAAACGCCUUCAUCGUCUCCUCGGAUUUCUGCCACUGGGGUCUGCGGUUCGCCUACGCGUACUACGUCCCGGACGCCCCGGCGCCGGGACCAGUUCUCCCCUUGUCCUACGCGGCUCUGCCUCAGCCGUCGGAGGCCUUGAAGCUCGGCGCCGCGAGACCCCAGAUCAGCGGCAUGUCGAAGGGCCGGUAUCUGCGUGCGGGCGACCAGCUACCAAGGGGCGCAGGUGUGCCUAGCAUCCACGAGAGUAUCUCGGCCUGCGACAUCGCGUGCAUGUCGGCCAUCGCGUCGGGCCACACGCAGACCUUCCUCGACGCGCUCAAGAGCACGGGAAACACGAUCUGCGGAAGACACCCAAUCGGAGUCAUCAUGGCGGCGAUCGAGUUCGUCCUGGGUAAGGACAAGGAGAAUAUGAGGGAUCUGGAUAUCAAAGCUGGUGAUGAGACGCAUCUGAUGCGAGGAGCGUUCAAUUUCGUGCGGUAUGAGAGGAGUUCGGAUUGUAUCUCGGUCACGGAUAGCUCUGUGAGCUACGUCUCCGCUUUCGCGGUGCUGUGAAAGGGUGCAACCAUGCUGGUCUCAGAGUCUCCCGGGCAGUGAUUUAGGGCCUGUUUGUUUGUAAGAAAGUAACGAUGAUUUCAUCUCAUGAUUGUGUCGGGCUAGGCGGUUCUGUUCUUCAAAGCUCACGAGGCUAAGGGGUAUCGAUGCAGUAGGUAGGCUAGGGUGUAG
Coccidioides posadasii C735 delta SOWgp is the source of this 1374-nucleotide messenger RNA. RefSeq lists its product as uncharacterized. NCBI's taxonomy places the organism in Eukaryota, Fungi, Ascomycota, Eurotiomycetes, Onygenales, Onygenaceae. The record is from RefSeq and is a predicted model, not a curated record.